This is a messenger RNA of Podarcis lilfordi (Lilford's wall lizard), 29170 nucleotides long. The record is from the annotation of a GenBank genome assembly. NCBI's taxonomy places the organism in Eukaryota, Metazoa, Chordata, Lepidosauria, Squamata, Lacertidae.
AAAAUAUGUAACAAGGGACCCGGAAACCUACUUCCUCUCUAAGGCUAUAAGUGGGAAGGCCGGUAGCGCGAGCUGAGGGCAACGUUAGGCGCGCGCCUCGCCACUGCCACGCGGCUCCUGUCCAACGUUCUUUCCCGCCUCCUCCUCCCCGCAUGCGCAAUGAGGGGCUCUCCGCGCCGCCGCCUCAGCUCAGCGUUAUGCUGCGGCUGUUGUGGGGGCUGCUACGGACUUGCCGGCUCUUGGCGAUGUCGAUGCUGCUGUUGCUGCUGCCUCAGGAACUGGUGGGUGAGUACGAGGAAGGCAGGCGACGACGACGACGGAGCCUCUGGCGGCCUCUCUCCCUUGGCUUUGCCUCCCCUCACGCCCGCUGGUGCUUCGAGAGGCUUCGCAAAGCGGGGCAGGAUGUGGGUUAGAGGCCGCCGGCGAGGAGGCGUCGAGUCCUGGCUCCUCAGCCGCGCGGCAGUUGCGCGCCUCUCCCGCCCAGGAUUCGCAGCGGGCGGCAGGUGAGAUACGAGGCCGCCGCAGGAACCUCGCUCGCGGCGGCGCGAAGGGAUAGGCGCUGUUCAGGCACAUAUAAAAUAACUUAUUAAAUACUAUUCCGUGUGAUCACUACCGAUUUAAAGUUGGAACGAGCCUGCGUCUGCCUUGUUUUAUUUUAUUCCCUUUUACCCUAUUGUACGCAGUUGUUUUAUGUGCUUCCUAUUUUGUUUCGUUGGUGCUGGUCGUUUGAUUGCAACCAUAAAGAUUUGAUUUGAUUCAGAUCGAUGUCCUCUGGGGCAGGCAUUCCAGCUGAGAGGCAGAACUCGCUCCAUGCGCUCUUCUGUGACCAGCCAGCUCCACCAGGCCUCCUCGCUCUCCUCACUGGCAUCUGGGGGCCGCUAUUCCAGCAAGAUAGGAAGCAGGGCUGCUUUGCUGGAAGCCCAGCUCCAUCGGGCACCACCUGCCCCAGAACUGUUUUCGCUGGUCAGUUAUACGGACCUGCCCACGUGACACUGAUACAAAAACCUGCGCAAACACUAUGCAAUAGAACGAAAGAUCAUUAUGCCCCUAUCUAUCUCCCCUGUGUCUCCUCUCUUCCCCGCCCCCCCACCGCAUAAUGCAUGCGACAACAGUGUCUCAUACCGAAGGUAAAUGAAUUGUGAAAAAGAUUCUAUGAAUUGAAAGUGGAGAGGUACAGAAAGAGGUACAGUGGUUACAUACUCUUCAGGUUACAUACGCUUCAGGUUACAGACUCUGCUAACCCAGAAGUAUUACCUCGGGUUAAGAACUUUGCUUCAGAAUAAGAACAGAAAUUGUGCUCCAGCAGCGCGGUGGCAGCAGGAGGCCCCAUUAGCUAAAGUGGUGCUUCAGAUUAAGAACAGUUUCAGGUUAAAAACGGAACUCCGGAAUGAAUUAAGUACUUAACCCGAGGUACCACUGUAUGUACUUUUCUUUCUUUCUUUCACAGUAAAAUCUUUAAUAAAAACUACCGUAUUUUUCGCUCUAUAGGACGCACUUUUCCCCCUUCAAAAAUGAAGGGGAAAUGUGUGUGCGUCCUAUGGGGCGAAGACGCCAUAGCCCCGCGACCCUCUCCCGGCUGGAGAGGUGACGCACGGCUAUGGCAGGAACCUCUACAGCCCCGUGUCACCUCUCCAGCCGGGAAAGCGCACGUGCGGGGCUAAAGCAGCCCCCUGCGACCCUCUCCCGGCUGGAGAGGUGACGCGCGGCUAUGGCAGGAGCCUCUAUAGCCGCGCGUCACCUCCUCAGCUGGGAGAGCGCCCGCGGGGCUAAAGCAGCCCCCCGCGACCCUCUCCCGGCUGGAGAGGUGACGCGCAGCUAUGGCAGGAGCCUCUAUAGCCGCGCGUCACCUCCCCAGCCGGGAGAGCGCGCGCGGGGCUAAGAAGCCAUCGCCCCGCGACCUUCUCCCGGCUGGAGAGGUGACGCGCGGCUAUGGCAGGAGCCUCUCUGCUGCUUCCUGACCUACUCUUUGGGGCUGGUGGUGGGCUUCCCCCCGCCAGCCCCAAAGAGCAGGUCGAAAGGAACCUGAAGCCUGAGAGCGAGAGGGGUCAGUGCACACUGACCCCUCUCGCUCUCCAGGCUUCCAAGGUAGCCGCCUGAAUGCACCUUAAACGGCACCUUGUUUUAGAGCGGGAAAACAAGAGGGGGAAAGUUCUCCCCCUCUCUGUGCAGCGCCUCCUGCCGCUUCACUGAAGGGGCGCUGGGCAGAGAGGGGGAGAAUUUUUUUUUCUUGUUCUCCCCCCUCUAAAACAAAGUGCGUCCUAUUGUCCGGUGCGUCCUAUGGUGCGAAAAAUACGGUAAUUUUAAAAAGAUUAUAGGAACAUCUCUCCCUAAGUUUUGAUUUUGAUUUUCCUCUUCCUUUCCUGGCCCCUUUUCCUUGUGUGAUGUCCUUUUUUAGACCAGUAUAGUAUGUGAAGAGAAGAUGAGUCUUUUCACAAAGACCAAUUUUUGCUAUACUUGUCAGUUGCUUGAGGCUCAGGUGGUGUUGGUGGCGUGGAGUGCCUUCCAUCAGCUUUGUCUGGUGGCCCAGCUGUAUCCCUAUCUCAACAGGGAUAGCCUGCUCUGGUAACCUCUAGGUUAGAUUAUUGCAUUGCAUUAUACAGUACAUGGGGUUUAACUCUGAAGACCGUUCAGAAACUUCAUUUGGUGCAGAAUCAGCUGCCAGCUUGCUCGCCAGGGAAAUAUGGCUUGAGCAUAUAACACCAAUGCUGGCCAUGGCAACUGAAAUUGUAACUGAUGGUAUGUGAUUCCCUUUAAAUGUGUAUAGAUGGUUUAAAAUGUUUUAGAAAUGUUUUUAUUUAAUUUUUAAUCAUACUAUUGUAGCAUUAGGUGCUUACUACGCUGGGCUGCUUUGGGAGGAAAUACAGUUUUUAAAAAAGCAAAUAAAUGUGUGAAAAAUGCACAAAAAUCUGUUUUGAUGAGGUGGGAUCUAGUAAUUAGACCUAGUUUUCUAGUGUGCAUACAGUGUAUGGGUUGAACACUGCCUUCUGUUAUUUAUGUUUGUGUUUUCCUGUGUGAUUUAUUUGAUCCUCCUUUUUCUCUUUCCUUUGCUGCCCCUCCACAUAUACAGUUUGGUGUCAAGUCAUAUUCUUCAUUGAUUUACCACAAUGUAGAUAUAGAGAUCUUCUCCUUAGUUAACUUGGCAAAAACCUUUGGUCUUCUGUGUAAGGGAAAGCCUGGGCAAAAUACAUCUUUAAAAGAUGUUUGAAGCAUCUGAUGGUUGCUACUUCUCGUAUGACAGGAGGAAGAACAUUUCAUAGCACAAGGGCAAUAGCGGAGAAAUCUGAUUUCAUUGGUAUUUGUCACUCCACCCAGUUUUGCCUCUGGCCCUGCCUGCUACUAGAAUGUGUUCUUGAAAGGUUUUUCAAAAGGGAUUGUGGCCCUAGAGCUAAAUACGGUUCCCUACCCCUGCCCUUAAGGGGCAUUCUGGCCAGAAUUUUGAGCUUGGAAAUGUAUAAGAAUUUAUAAGAUAGCAUCAGUGCUAGUAUCAUGAGUUUGCACAAGAGAAGAUUCAGGAAGGCUGAGUUUUAAAUUUCAAAGAGUACAUGAGUAUUUUCAAUUGUUCUUUCAUAUCUUAGUUAUAAUAAUUUGCUUUUUUUAAAGAUACUUUUAUUACUUAUGUUUUAUUACAUUAACUAUCAGAACAAAUAUGGUGAAAUAGUGAACAAUGUUUUUAGUUCAAAAGACUUAACAUCUUUAACUAUUGUGUUUUUAAAGGGGACCGAAAAUGGUGUAAAAUUGCGGAGUUACCAGUGUUUUCCUUUUCUGAGAUCAUCCAUGAACUACCUGGUAAUGCUGUAUAUGAAUGCAAAAGAGGUUUUACAAGAUUACCUUCAAAACCAAAUAUGACUUAUUGCAUUGAUGGAAACUGGACACCAUUGGAAGACCCCUGUGGUGGUGUGUUGUUCUUAUUGUUGUUCAUAUAAAGUUGCUGUAAUGUUAUAGACUCAAGAAAAGUUGAGCAUCUUCUAUUUUGUGGUUGUGAUUAUAACUAUAGUUACCUAGAAGUGAGCUCUACUAAAAUGGAGAUGACAUCAAACUGGGAGAGGUAGCUAAUACCACAGAAGAUAGAAUCACAAUUCCAUAAUACCUUAACAGAUUAGAGAUCUGGGCCAAAACUAACAAAAUGAGUUUCAGUAGAGACAUAUGUAAGGUUCUACACUUAGCCAGGAAUAAUCAGAUGCUCAAAUAUAAGAUGAGGGAUACUUCGCUUGCCAGCAGUACAUGUGAAAAGGAUCUAGGGGUAUUAAUAGACCAUAGGCUUAAUGAGUCAACAGUGCGAUGCAUCAGCAAAAAAGCUAAUGCUGAUCUUGGCUGCAGAAGUAUAGUGUCGAGAUCAGGGAAGUCAUAGUAUCACUCUAUUUUGCCUUGGUCAGACCGCACCUGCAGAACUUUGUUCAGUCAUGGGCACCACAGCUGAAGAAGGAUAUUUACAAGCUGGAACAUGUGCAGUUGAAGGCAACCAAGAUGACCAAGGGUCUGGAAACACAGUCUUAUGAGGAAUGGUUGAGGGAGUUAGUUAUGCUUAGUAUGGAAAAGAGACUGGAAGGUGAUAGGACAGACAUCUUCAAAUAUCUAAAGGGCUGUCACAUGGAAGAUGUUUUAGAAUGUUUACUAGAAUCCAGUAAGCCUCAUGACCCUGCACAGGUACUGUUGGUGGCGACUGAUGCAUGCAACCAGAAAAAAUAGCAAGUUAUGGUUUAUCUGGGAUACAAGGAAGACUAGGUCGAAUUUCAUGAAAUCUGGGUGGACCUUGUAAGUGCUUGGAUCUGUUCCAGAAUAAAGAAAGGCCCCUGUUUUUUUCUAAUAAAAUUUUGUUAAGACUUUUUCAUAAUACAAUACAAUGAAAAGCAAAUUAAUCUAGAUAAAGAAGAGAAAAGAAAAGACAGAGUCAGCUCUCAAAGUUAGAUCUUAACCUUUUUCUCACACAGAAAAAGGUGAGAGCUGGGAGUUUACCUUUCUUCCCCCAGUCUCAGCCUGGGAGACCUUCCCUUCCCUCUCUCUCUCUCUCGCGCAGGGUCCUUCACCAAGCUAUGAUUUUCCAUCCUUUUAAAAAACAACAACUUCAAUUUCCACUUCUUCCAUUCUUUCUCCAUGAGUUGGUAGCUUUCCCCUGUAAAUCCACUCCAAAUCAUAUGUAGAAUCCUUUCUCUUCAACUCUAUCCCUGCCAGCUCAGGAUGUCUCUUAGUCUCUCCAUCCAUUACUUCAUUCCACUCCUCCAACAUCAUAAUUCUGCCUUUUGGCUGUUUUAUCCCUCUAGACACUUUUGUGAAGGACUUCUCCAUUUCAUCAUCUACUGCCUCCAACUUUCAUUUCACUCUCCUGUUCUGGCAACAUUUUAUUGGUAUUGUUCUCCAAAGCUUCUGUGUCUUUAAUUCCAUUUUCCAUUUCAUCCUCCUGUGGUCCAUUUCCAUUCAUCAUUUCAUGGAUUUCAACUCUGAUCUAUUUUAAUUGCUCAUCCACUAAUUACUGUAAUAUGCCAACAGUCAAUGGGGUGUCCAACAAUGCAUUUGCCAUACAGAAUGGUCUUAGUUGUAUUAACAGCUCAGUCUCUACCUUAAGAUCUCCACAGUCUCUACCUUAAGAGCUUCAGUCUCCCGUCUUCACCUUAAUGUCUUCACAGGAUUCCUUAUUGGGCCGUAUUCUUUUCCCACAGUGACAUAGAAAAAAUACUUUUCAGUUUGAAGUCAGCACCAUUGAUCAAACAGAGUGUUUAAAAUAAAUAAAAUAAAAUAAAGAUUUCUAGCAAUUGGGAUACCAUUUAGCUAUCUAAAAUUUUCUUAGUUGCAAAUAAUUAAAACAUGCUUUUCGUUUUGCUUUCUGUCUUUUGGUAACCAUCUCUUCUUCAGCCAGCAUUUAGCUCACAAUCCAGAUGUAAAUUUCAAAUGGCAGACUGAUAACAUCUCAGCCAUAAUCUAAGCUGCUUGGUCCCGGCAUGGAAAGCUGCUUUUUCAGAGCACCUGAGGUUAAUCCCUUGUUCAUUCUCUUUUCCCAGAGCGAAUUUGACUGCCAAGAUUUACAGCUUGGCUAUCAACAAUUACAACGAGCUGUUGACUGGAGGUGUUCACCAUUGACUGAGUUCACCAUUUCCUUCCCCAGACAUCUGGGAAAGCUUCUGUUAUUGACGAUCUAGCAUAGCAAAAAUUGGAUCAGACAUGUUAUGUGGAGUUUCAUACUUCAUCUCAAACAGCAGGAUAUGUUCUGCUGAUGCCAUUUUGUUCUGCAUUUGUAGGCUUUGUUAACACAGUUCAAGUGUUGAAUAAGUUUCUUCUGGACCUCUUAAAGGUGUGGCAGGAAGCCUCCAGCAGUAGGCACUGAAGAUGAAGCAAGGGUGGCUGAAUGUGGUCUGGAUCAUGGGUUUAUUGUUCUUGGCAAAUUCCACAAAUGGCCAGAGCAUUGGAUUCCUUUGACAGAAAGGCAAUAUAUUCAGACAGUCAAAACCAAAAGCAAACAAACAAGAUGAAGACUUUGGGCUUGAGGGGAUGGCAUGGCAAGGGAGCUAAGUGAUGAAGGUAUUGGAGCUAUCCUAUUGCUUGCCACUUGGCUGAUGGUCAUUCUAUUUUUUUCCACAGCAGUCAGAUCAACAGCUGCAGCCUAUUUCCUCCUCCCCCAUUAAGAUAAAUGGAAUAUACUUUCCUUAUGCCAGUUCUGUCAUCUAGAUUUUCCCAGUUUCAAGCAGAAAAUUGCACAUUUAAGCUGUGUUCCUGUAUGCACUUACCUGGCUGUUUAUUUCUGAGUAAAUAUCAGCACCAGUUGGCAGAGUGACAGCAGUUACCUGACCUUCCAUCACUAGCAUUGCUGCACUAAAUCAGGAGUGGGAGGAGGGUGGUGCACUACAAAUGCACCGACAACCAAUCUGGUGCUUGUAGUGGUGUUUUCACCAUGCAGACCCCACUAUUGUGGCUGGUAAACAUGCAUAGAUUGUGGUCUUAAUCUUUCAGUUCAUUGAACUCCAUAGAUAAUAAUAAUAAUAAUAAUAAUAAAAAAUUUUAUUUAUAUCCUGCCCUCCCCAGCUGAAGCCGGGCUCAGGGCGGCUAACAACAAUAAGAUUGCUGUGUCUGCUUGGUUUUUGUGUGUGUGCAGUCAUACCUCAGGAUAAAUACGCUUCAGGAUAAGUAUUUUCAGGUUGCGCUCUGUGGCAACCCGGAAGUAACGGAGCACGUUACUUCCGGGUUUUGCCACUCGCGCAUACGCAGACAGUAAAAAUGACGUCACGCGCAUGCGCAGAAGUGGCAACCCGCGCAGUCGCGUCUUACGUUCUGUUCAGGAUGCAAACGGGGCUCCGGAACGGAUCCCGUUCGUAUCCCGAGGUACCACUGUAUAUACAUGUGAUAAAACAGGAAAGCGGGCAGGAUGUAGGCAGUCUGUUAACAGUGGUGAAUCUUCUAACAUUCUGACGUUUGUAUUAUUCUAGUUUCUAACAUGGUGUCAUAAGUUGUUAUAUUGCUUUUUGUUUGCAGAAGUCUGCCCCUUUCCACCAAAGCAAACUAGAGCUAAACUAAAAGAUAAGUUUGGAACUUCAGUAUUGUUUCCUGUUGGGAUGGUAGUACACUAUGUAUGUAAGGCAGGAUUUGAACAAGUUCCUGGUAUCUUGAAUACUAUUACCUGUGGUAAAAAUAUGAAGUGGUCACCGCUUGCAAUGUUCUGUAGAGGUAAACCAUCUUUUGCUUUUGAUUUAUUGUAAUGAUUUGCAGGUAUUUAUGAACAAAAACCGGACUUUGUUUUUAAAAAGAUAAAGUCCCCAGAACAUGCAGGUCCUUGAACAUUAUUAAGAUGAAAGAUUUUUUGGUUUUGGCCACAAAGACGCAUUGGUGGUUUGGUGAACAGGGAAAUAAAAAGUAGCCAUAUGACUCAGUUUGAAACAUGUUUGAGCUAGGGAAUGUAAAUGCUGCAGCUGUUUUACUUGAUACAUUUACAUUUAACCCUUCCUUCAAAGAGCUCAGAAUAUCAUAUAGGUAUUUUUCUUCAGACAUGGUUUUCUUCAUCUUCUAUUUUAUCCUACAAAUCCUGUAGAUUUAGGUUAGGCUGAGAGACAGUGACUGUCCUUAAGUCACCCAGUGAGCUUCAUGUCUGAAAGGAGAUUUGAACUUUGACCUGCCUAAUCCUAGCUCAACACUCCAACCCCUACAGCACACUGGCUAUACAAAUAACUGCUUUUACAGUAACAAGGCAAGUGCUAUUUCUGACAAAAAACUAAUUACAUAACCACCUUAAUCUAUGCUGAGUUUUGCAUGAUGAGGCUGCCAGGCAAGAGAAGAAUAAAUAUCUUGAUUUUGAAUUUGUCAAGAAUAGCAAGUUGCAGUCUUGUAGAGAUGAAAGAAGCAAACAUCCCAGAUUUUAUGCAAAGUUUUUAAAAUACCUAACGCUAAGUAAUUUUGUGGCAUCUGUUACAACUAUGCUGUAACCCUAUGGCAGGAUAUUUCACACAGAGCAUCCUCUUCACAACAUGCAGCACCUCCUCCACCCAGGUGAUAGUGCAGUACUAGCACUUUUUUUGUGUACUAAUCUUCUAUGGAAGAUUAAAUAAAUAUGAGUGAUGCCCACUUCCACUGGAAAGGCAUCCAGAAACAAAAUUCUUAUUCAAGAUGUGCAAGAGAUUGGUUUGUUUACUCAUUGCAUUUGCUGAUCUGUGCUUUCAUAAGAUUUUAAGAUGGUGUACAUCAGCAGUUGAAGUUCAGUUGAUGGUUCAAAGAGCAGUGAGGGGCUGUUUGAACAGUUUUGUUAAAAUAUGUGAAGGAAAAUGUAAAAUAACAAAGUAUGGCACUUUGAAGAUGAUCGCAUGGUGAUCAUUGACAUUACAGUAUCUUUUAUGUGUAGUUAAUGAUCCUGGCAAAUAUAUUCAGAAUAAUGCUUGAUUUUUAAAAGGAUAUUUGCUAGGAUUGUGAACUGCAGGCAUAAGAGAUCUUGUAUGUUACUACGUUGUUUUAUGCAUUAUCUUAGAUAUAGUUUGCUUUCCUUCAUGUUUUUAAUGGAAUUUGUCAAAACUGUUCUCCUUUUAUUAAUGCCAGACCUGUCAAAAAUAUUGUUUGUUUGUUUUUUCCUGGUUUUGUAUGUUUAAUUCAAGAAUGUUUCUUUUCAGGAAAAGCUUGUGAGACACCAACACCAGUAAAAGAUGGAAGUAUUUUCUCAUUUAAUCCAGAAUACACCUUUGGAGCAAGAAUUUUAUAUAUGUGUAUUCAAGGGUAAGGAAACACCAUUAAAGGCCACCAAUAACAUUUCCAAUAUGCUUUUGCUCUUAAUUGUUUUUUCAUAAACUAGUAAAAUUGGCAGUACUUUGUAACUGAAGAUGCAGUCAGUUAAGUUUAGGAGGAGAAUCUAAAUAUAUUAUUAUUAUUAUCAUAAUCAUUAUAAAUUUCAUUAUUAUGUAUACCAUGCCUUUUACCCAGGGAAGGGACAAGGUGGCUUGCAGAUAAAAAUAAAAACAAUUAAAAAAAGGGAGAAAAUAGAGUUUCAUACACACACACAGAAUAAAACAUUACUGAAAAACAUCUAGGAUACAUUCAAAGCAGCAUAAUUAACAGGAAACUUAAAUAUAAUCCUAAAAAUUUCAAAAUAAUACAUUAUGAAAGAGGUUGACUACAGAAUGCACAUUUAACACAGCAAAGUUAACAAUUUUUUAUCUUAAACAUUUUAGAAGAAAACAUUAGUAAAAAGAAGUUCAAUAUAAAAUACACUUUUAAAACAGCAUAAUUAGCAAGAGAUUAAAAAAUUACCGUAAGCAUAGAAGACAUGAAGAAUCAGGGCUAGAUCGAGCAGUACCUCCCAGCUUCAAUCUUGAUAUUUUAAGGGCAGUAUGACCUUGUCUAGAUUGGAGUAGACCUGAACAGCACCGCUCUAUGAACUGCCUACCAACUGUACUUCUGAUUUGUAUGGAUUGAGCAUCACUUGGUUGGAUUUUUUAUCCUGUGCAUUCAGAUACACAAUGAUUGGGAGACGUUGGAACAGAUGUCAGGCAAAGGAAAGUGAUGUUCACUGGAGUAAUCCACCUCCACUUUGUGUGCGUAAGUAGCGUAAAUUAUUUACAAAUUUGGAGUGAUAUUUUUUGUGAUUAACAGCACAGUUGUUUUCUUGGGAAUCUGUUUCACUGUGUUCAGUGGAGGUUUGUACCCAAGUAGGGAUAUAGAGGAUUGCACCUGAAGGCUUCAUUCCUAUGAACACUUCCUUAGGAGAAAGCCCUAUAUUGAACUCAGUGGGACAAUUGGGCUAUGAAUUUGCCUUAAAAUUUAGUAAGCAUGGUAAUUAAAAUAAGCGAAUUAGUUAGUUCCUAUUCUGUGUUUGUUUCACAGCUAUUCAUAAGUCUGUUCUGUCUCAUUUCUAUAGUAACCUGCUAAUUAAAAAUAGCCACAUGGAAAUACAUAUUGAAGCAUGUAUAUUCUCACAAAAAGAUGCAUUACUUUUUCUGUUUUUUUUAUAUUUUUGUUAAUUUUAAUAAAAUUACAACAUAGAUUAUCCAUAAAAAGCUCAUAUUAAACAGAUAAUUCAAUCAAAAGAAGAGAAAUACAGGGACAAAUCAUACAUUUCAAAACAUAUUUUAUCCUAAAGUUGUGGUUUCAUGUGUGUUUUUUUCAUCAAAAAUCACAUCUGAAAUUUUGGAGUGCAAAAUCUGAAGGACAACUUUAUUCUGAUUCCUUGCAUUAGUCUGCAAGUUGUGAAUCCAGCAAGUUAGGUACUGGAAUUUGCAAAGAAUGAAUUCCUCAAGCAUUUUCAAAAUGUAGUACGUUAUGCAUACAAUACAAAUAAAGAAAAUAAAAAAUGUUAGUUAUAGGGUUUACAGUUUUGUUAUUUAAAAUGCUAUUGUAGAUGUCUAAAUGAGAUUUCUAAGUUUAGACUAAUCAACCUAUAUCUAAAUUACACGGAACGUUGAGCACCCAGAGAUAAUUGAAUCCCGCCCUGCUUCUUGUUGAUAAUUUUCUGGUUUGCACUUUCUUAAGCUAUUUUAAACAACACGAACCUCCCAGAUUAGGUUUAGGUAAUGUUAAUUCAGCCAGGAGUAAAGAAAUAAUGUCUCGUCAAUUGUAAAUGGCUUUUGUCAUUACAAGCGUUUAACUGACAGAGACUAUGGUAAGGAUUUUUUUAUUUCAUAAAAUUUACACAGCUUGAUUGUAAAACAAAAAUCUCUCAAAGUGGCUAUGGCAGAUCCCAGUCUAGAAAAUUUCACAAAAGAAUUUGCUAAAAACUUCUAAGAAUAGGUUAAAUCAGAUAAGAGGUAAAAAGCAGGGAGAACUUUGUGAGAAUAUAUAUACAGAUACACCCAAAGGCAUACAGAAGGCAUUUGAAGAAGGUAAGUGCUGCUGGCUGUACAGACGACUCCCCACCUACACAAGGGUUACGUUCCAGCACCCCACAAAUUACUUUCUUCUUUAGUCCACAUUUAUGGGCCUAUACAGGCACCCCCCUGUAUAGGAUCGAUUGAUUGAUAAGACAAAGGGCCCUGCUCCAUUAUUGUUGCUAGUGUAAGGAAAAAGGACACACUUAACGUUGUUAUCUUAAAACUUUGUUGAGAGUAUGUACAACAUGUCAUGUAGCAUUCGGUUGAGACGAGAAUUAGAUUGGGGCCUGGUGGGUAGGGAACACAAAGGAGGUUAUGUUCCAGAAUGCAUCAUGGCUUACAUCAGCCACCAGUCCAUCAAGGUUCUGGUGUCAUGAGUUAUCGUCAUAUCUUCCCUGUGUUUCCAUAAGGAAUAAGAUUCAGAUUGCAUGUAAAGGUUAGUGUACGUUGUUAGUAGGGUUACAUAUAGAGAUCUAAAUAGAUAUUCCUCAACAGUAAUAGCAUUCUUCAUUCAUGAAAAAGUAUAAAACAGAAUGUUUGCAUGUGCAGGUAUUUGAAUAUAGAAAACUCAACUGGUCUGGAAUCUGCUCAGUGCUUGGAUAGUAUAUGUACUUACCCUAUUCGUGCUACCUUGAGUUCCAUGAUGACAAAAGGCAGAUUAUCAGUGUAACUUAAAAUGUGGUGUAAUAACAAAGGUUAGGUUUAAAUACACUUAAAUGUGCACAUUUAUCUUGAGCUUACUCUUCAAGUGGCUAUGCAUCGGGUUGUGCAGUAAGGAACAUCUGCAGAAAAUUAAUGGGGCAGUUCUGACCAUUAUUCUAUGAAGCUGGGAAUGAGCGCUGGACCCAAGCAUCUUCCCCUCUCCCUCUUCUCCUCCUUCCCUGGUUGUGCAUCAAUUUCAGUAUGAAGAUCCUGGCUUUAUUAAGGCAGAGUUCUCUGUUAACAUAAGAAGCAGGAACUUCUGAUUUACUUUCUAUUAAUCUAACAGGAAAAUAAGCCAGGAUAUUGAGUGUAUUUCAGUACUUCCAAAAAGUCUUCCUGUCUGCACAGAACUGCAGAUGUGUUCAUGUAUGUGCAACUCCCCAGAGAAUGACUCAGAGAAUCGCAACCAAUGGUAAUUCCCUGCUGCCAAAAUGUGAGCCUGUCUUCUUAUGAUUUUGUUCAUUUUUGGUAAAAUAAAAAAUAAAUUAAACUGAGAAAUCCAAUAGGCAUUUAAAAUAUAUCACUUCUAAAUAAAUAUAUUUAAUAUAGUAGUUGAAAUAUACUCAGAGUCGCAAAGUGAUUUCAUGCUCUUUAUUCAGCUCAUAGUGGUGAGGAGGAAUGAAAGUCCCCGCGAAGUAUCUGCUUUAUAUACAUUAUUUACACAAUGGGCUGCACAUGAUUGGCUAAUUCUGGAAUUCUACUGUAAGCCAAUCAGGUUGUGGAUUCACUUACAGUAUAUCUGGAGCAUGAUUAGUGGUUCCUGCCAACCAAUCAUACUGCUGCAUUGUUCUAGGACCAAUCAGACUGCUGCAUUCUGAAUCCUAUUAUUCUAGGACCAAUCAGACUGCUGCAGUUUGGAUCCUAUUCAACUCAGUACAUAACAGUAGUUGUUACAUGGUAUGUUUUGGAUUUUUCAACAGUAUACUGUUGACAGUUCUAUCAUUUUGCUGAAUUAUUCAGUUUUCUUUUAGGAGCUGUAUGUAAAGACCCUCCAGACAUUCCUGGUGGAUCCCACAACGGAACUGUAUCUAUUUAUCCUUAUGGAACAGUGAUCAAAUACAGCUGCAAUGAGACUUUCUCACUCAUUGGAGAACCUAUUAUAUACUGUGAUGUUGAUAAAUCUAAUAGACCACUGUGGAGCAGUAAACCCCCGAGAUGCCAAGGUUAUUUUUUAAAUAUAUACCAGUUUUUCCUUCAUGAUGAUUAUAAAAAACAAAACCUGUUGACUUGUCAGGAAGUUCUGCUGUAUUGUUGCAUCCCUUUUCCACCUUACAUUUUUUUAAAAAUUUGAGAUAAAAGUCAAAAUGUCCAGACUUCAUUUUGUCUACUUUUUUGUGUGUAAAAAGCCUUCUGGCACGACUUACACAGUUUUAACCAAUGAAUGAAAUCAUAGCAAUUAUUGAUAUUUAGGAAAAGGCUAAAGCAUUAACUUCCUGGUUCAUUAAUUGUUAGAAAAGUGAUUGCUGAAUCACAGAAAACAAGGAUUUUACCCAGGAUUUUAGUGUACAGGAGUGUGUCUAUUCCACAUACCCCUUGCAGUAAAAUAAAGUCAGGUGUUUUUUCAUACAGAAUGGGUGACAUCAUCCCCAUUUGUAAAGCCUACCCAAUUAUCAUUGUACAUUCAGUGGCUGGAUGCAUUCCCACUAGAGAAAAGUAAACUGGUCAAAUUAACAUGGAUUUUUCUUCUCUGGAUGGAGGUAGGAUGUUAUAACACUUUUCAUAAAAGUCUGUUUUUUCUCUUCACUUUCUGAGAUAGAAUCUUUUAGUCAGGUUAUAGACUAGUGAGAAGUACAGUAAAGCACUACUUCAUAUUAAAAACAUAACAAUGCUUCAUUUUUAAUUAUCUGUUUAAUAUUGGGUUAUGGUUUAGUCCCUGUUAGUCUAAAAGCAGGAAAGAUAACUCUUGCCCAUUAACAAAGUGAAUAAUUUCCACCAGUAUGUACUUCUACUGGUAUGGCACAGAGGAUUUUGCUGUGCUUCAGAGAGGGCUUUAUUUUCCUUCUUAAAGAAAGUUUGAAAAUGUUGCGUGGAUUGUGUAAUAAUGUCUUUCAUCUCUCUUGAUUCACACACAUGCUGCGGUAUAGCCACAGCUACAUGGCAGUAAUUGUUGGAGAGAUAAUUUUCCCAUAAACUGUUUGAUUGCUAGGAAUACUGUAUGUGUAAGUGCUAAUUGGAGGAAAUAUAUUUGGAUCCUUCUAAGGAUUAGUUUAGCAGAUGGGACUAAUUUUAGAGACCUUUGAUUUGCAGCAGCCAUUACUAAAAUAUUGUGUAUUCCUCAAACAGAAAACACCUGUUGGAAGAGGCCUUAAGACAGCAGGAGCCUUUUUUCAUCAUGUGUUCUAUGCAGUCUCCCAGAACAGCAUUUAUAGUCUCAUUUUCAAAGAUCUAGAUGGAUAACGGAAUAUAUUAUUUUUUAGUAAAGUUCAACAGAAAAAAUAACUUGUAAUAACGUAGAAAUGUAAGGAUUCUGUUUUCAAAGGGAUUUUGAUUUUUAAUAUUACUUUCUGCUUUCAGUGAUUAUAUGUGCAGAUCCAGUAGUUCAAGAUGGAAUAAAGAAGAUAAGUGAGUUUAAAGAUUCCUAUACCUUUGGCGGCAAUAUUACAUUUGAAUGUAAAAUUGGAUACUUCAUGAUCGGAAGUUAUUUCAUUCGAUGUGAGGCGAACAAUACUUGGAUCCCUAAAGUGCCAUACUGCAAAAAGGGUAAGAAUUCUUUAAAAAGAAAAAUAUUAGCAUUUAUGUUUCUGCAUUCAACAAGAAGAAGCCAUUUAAAAUGACAUUUAUGCCUAGGGCGUGCACAUUCCCAAAUGCAGGCAUGCAAAGAAGUACUGUAUGUUGAAACAGAUAGCUUAAAGAGAGCUUAUUUAGCCUCAGUAGUCCCACAGAUGUAUGUUAGUUAUUUGUAACAAAAGCCAAAGUCAUACAAACUCAAAUGAAAGAUAUCAGAAAUAAUAAUUAUUAGAACUUGAACAUAUGAGAACAUGUGUAGAUAUGUGUACAAAGCAUACAAAAUUACAAAAUACAAAUAGAUUUUCAAAGCUGUGGCCACUGUUUAUAAAACAAAGAAAUUCUACAAACAAUACAGAUUAUAAACUGACAAGAUUUCCAGGAUUAAAUCUCAUUUCAUAUUUCAUCAAAAUCAGAAUGGAGAAUCAGUCAUAGAUGGUCCUCUGUUUUGUAAGACCUCAGCCAAAUUUUGACCAGCAGCAACAUACUGGUAUACUUAUUCCUUGCUCAGGAGUCUAAAUUCUUCCCUCUUGGAUUGCAGUUUUGAAUUUGAAUGUUCAGAUUCCAUUAUCUUAGGAAGUUUUUCAGAAUUCAUUUUUUUAUAUUGGAAUCCCAUUUUUAUUACAGUCCUUUGUAAUAUUCAACCAUUUGGUUGAAUCCAAAUGGUUUAGAGCUUACAGAAGAAACAAAGGAGAUGUCAUAUUAUUAUGACUUUAUAUAUGUACAUAUUAUAACAUUGCUAAACACCACAGCAGUGCCAGAGUCCAGGGAGUACCAGACACUUACCUAGGGUCUGUGUUUCCUUUUGGAAAAUGAAGCACAGUGGAGCCUAGGGUGUCUUUAUGAUAUUUGGUUUAUUUACACAAAUAUACAACCUGAGUCUACGAUAUAAGGGUGCCCCAGGCUAACACCUCAAAAAGAAAUUAAAUGACUUAAUUAGCUCUUGACACGUGUUGAUCUCCCAGGCUUUAGAAAUGUCUAAUAUACAAUCUAGGAAGUUUGCCUGACAUAAUUAGCUUUUCAUAAAUGCUAAUUUCAGAGGGUUCUAACAUACAUCUUAGACUUGUUCUAAGAUUACAUUCUUGAUUACAUUCUAACACUUGGGGGUCUGAUACACAGUUUUAACAUGCAAGCCUUAAUUAAAUUAUAGCACCUAGCAACCUAUAACAAUAUUAUUAAACAAUUAUUAUUAACAUUUUGCACGGUGUUUUUAUGAAAGUAAGAUAGAAAAAAACUGAGGUACUAAAGGGGAUCUAUGGCUGUCAUCUAUGAAGGUAGUUCCCCAUCUGUUACUUUGUCUUUUCUUACAUAUAUUUGGGCACUCUCUCCUUUAUAAUAAUAAUAAUAAUAAUAAUAAUAAUUUAUUAUUUGUACCCCGCCCAUCUGGCUGGGUUUCCCCAGCCACUCUGGGCGGCUUCCAUAGAAACAAAAAAUAUUUUGAUUUUUGUUAGUCAUUUAUGCCCAAAAAGAAAGAAGCUGCCUGAUAAAGUUUCUUAGCCUGGUUGCCUCUGAGCUGUGCUUACCACAACCAGUCAAGUGGCUAUUUUACAAGCUUGCCCAAUGUGUGACUGCUCAGAAAAUGCUCAGAGAACAGAAGUUACUUUUGGUGAUGUCACAAGAAUGGGAUUUGCAUGACUUGGCCAUGAAGCAAUUACCGGUUUUUUUGCUCCAUAGGGCGCACUGGACCAUAGGGCGCACCUAGUUUUUAAGGGGGGGAAAUAAAGGGGAAAAAAUUAUUUCCCCCCCCCCAGCCCCAAAGAGCAAAGAAGCCAAGACAGCGAGCGGGAUCCAUCCCGCUGCCUGUCUUGGCUUCCUCUUUAGCCACGCGCAACCUCUCCAGCUGGGAGAGGCUGCGCGCGGCUUUGGCAGAAGCCAAGAUAGCGAGUGGGAUGGAUCCCGCUUGCUUUCUUGGCUUCAUUUUUAGCCGUGGGGCUGGGGCGGGGAAGCCCGAGCUUCCCCCGACCCCAGCCCCCAGAACAGGUCCGGGAGCGGCGGCAAGAUUGCGUGCAACCUCGCCACCUCUCCUGGAGCUUGCGGGGCUGGGGGCGCGCUCCGAAGGCUUGCGGAUAGCUGCCUGAAGCCCAGGGAGUGCAGCGGGAGUUGGUGCUACGCUCCCCGGGCUUCAGGCUGCAGGCUGCUAUCCGCAACCCUUUGGAGCCCAGUGGGAACUCCCACUGGGCUCCGAAGGCUUGCAGAUAGCUGCCUGAAGCCCUGGUAGCGCAGCGGGAGUUGGCGCUGCGCUCCCUGGGCUUCAGGCUGCAGGCUGCUAUCCGCAAGCCUUCGGAGCCUGGCGGGAACUCCCGGAUAGCUGCCUGAAGCCUGGAGAGCGAGAGGGGUCGGUGCGCACCGACCCCUCUCGCUCUCCAGGCUUCAGCGAAAGCCUGCAUUCGCUCCAUAGGACGCACACACAUUUCCCCUUCAUUUUUGGAGGGGGAAAAGUGUGUCCUAUAGAGCAAAAAAUACAGUGGUAGUAAACUGCAUUUUGUGAUUUACUUUCAUAGAUUACUCAAAAUUCAGGUAGGUGAUAUUAUGGUAAUACCUUGAAUCUUACCACAAACUUACAAAAGCAAGGCUAAAAUUAUGUAGACAUUAUUUUAUAUAUUUUGUGGUUUUAUUUUUCUUGUUAUAGUUUCUCAAGAUAUUUGUGGUGCUCCAGUAAUUCUAAAAGGAAGUGUGUAUCCACCACAACCUUAUUAUAACCUUGGAAGUAUCAUUUCUGUGCAGUGUGAUAAAAAGUAUUCUUUUCCUGAUGAAACCAUGGAGAUGAAAGCACAAUGCAAAGGCUACAAUCAGUGGGAUCCCCCUGUACAACUUUGUUUCUGUAUGUACAAAUCCAGCUCUGUGGUAUUGACGUCUGUUGAUAAAGAAGACAAAAACUUAAAAACCCUACUAGGUAGACAAGUUUACUUACCUUAGACGGUCAGGCGGCAUUGCAGCCUGGUCAGCGAUCCAGCAGUCGGCUAGGGAGGACUGCGGGCCUCCCUGCAGAUUGGCCUUUGGCUGGCAGGCCCGAACCCGGGGAUUCCCAGGGAUGGGGGCAACCAACCAAUGGGCUUUGCUUGUGUCUGCCCCUGGGGAAUAAAUUUAGAUAAGCCCAGCAAAGGCCCAUCUAGUCCAGCAUUCUGUUCACACAGUGGCCUACCAAAUGCCUAUGGGAAGCCCUCACCCAGCACAUGGUGCAAUUGCACUCUCCUAUUCAUGACCCCCAGCAAUUGGUAUUGAGAAGCAUGUUGCCGCUGAUAUAUAACAAUUAUGACUAUAUCAUAUAGACCUUGAUAGCCUUAUUCUCCAUCAGAUUAUCCAAUCCCUUUUCAAAAUUGUCCAAGUUGGCUUCCAUAGCUACAUUUUGUAGUAAUGAAUUACAUAGUUUAACUGUGUUGCAUGAAGAGCUUUGUUUUGUCAGUCCUGAAUCUCCUAUUCAGAUUGAUUUGAUGACCUUGGACUCUAGUAUACUAUGAGAAGGGGAGAAAAAUAUUCCCCUAUCCAUUUUUCUUCACACCAUGCAUCACUUUAUAUACCUCUAUAAUGACCCCCCUUAUCUUUUUUUCCUAAUUAAAAUGCCCUAAAUAUUAUACCCUUUCCACAAAGAGUUGCUCCAGUCCAUUCAUAAAUUUCCUUUUCCUUUUCUGCAUCAUUUCCAGUUCUACAAUACUGCUUUUUGCAUUGCAGUAAGCAGAGCUGUACACAAUAUUCAAAGUGUUGUUGCGCCAUAGAUUUAUAUAAAGGCAUGCAAUUGGCAGUUUCAUUUUUCAUCCUUUUUUCUAAUCCUCAUCACAGAGUUUGCCUUUUCACAGCAACUGUAGGUUAGAUGGUACUCUGCUUCUAAUACCAUGCUCAAGACAGAUACUAUUUCCCAAUUGUCUAAAUCAGAGAUAGGCAACCUGGACCCAAACCUUAUCUAACACCUCCUGAAGCUAUUCAUUUCUUAUACCCCACCAUUCUUUCUUUUUUCCUGGGCUUUAAAUCCCUUCCCCUUAAUAUGUAGUUUCAGAACAACUAGAAGGAGUAUAUUUUAUUUGAUGAAGAAUAAAAUCCUUUUCCUGUUUAUAUUGCUUGAGAAAAAGAUGUCCCACAUCCAGCUGUCAGAGAACAAAUUGGCAGGCUUCUGCUUUGUGUGUGUAUAGCAUACUAAAGGAAGAAAGGGUUUAUUUUCACUGGUUUUACAAAACCAUAACUGUAUCAAUCAGUUGUGCUGAAUUUUAAAAAACUUAAAUAUAAGAACAUCCUGCUAGAGCAAGUGAAAGACCCCCCCCCCAGCAUCAUAUUCUUACAGUGACCAACCAGAUGCCUAUGGGAAGCAUGCAAGCCAGGACACCCUCCCCUUGUGUGCUUUCCAACAACUAGUAUUCAGAAGUAUACAGUCUGACCAUGGAGACAGAUCAUAUCCAUCAUGGCUAAUAGCAGCUGAUAAUUUUAUCUUCCAUUAAUUUGUCUAAAUCUCUUUCAAAGCCAUCCAAGCUGGUGGUCAUCACUGCCUCUUGGGGGGGGGGCAGACGAGUUCCAUAGUUUAUAUGUUACAUAAAUAAGGUUCUGAAUACUCCAGCAUUCAGCUUCACUGGAACAGCUUCUAAGUGUUAUAAGUUCUAGUGUUAUCAAAAAGGGGAAAAAACUACUACUUCUAGGUAUACAGUUACAUUCUAUGUAUAUAUACAUGUUUAUGCAUGCAUGCAUUUUUUCAUAACAUUUAUAUACCACCCAAUUUAGCAUUCUUUGGGCAGUGAAAAUAUAAUGGGUGGUAGUCAACUAGUUUUUAUACUAAUGUAAGGAGAUUUCACCCAUCUCCUCCCAUGUAUGGCUUGCACCAUUCCUAUAUCUCCAAAGGGAUAGUGAAACCCACUGAAGAGAUUUUGGAGGAACAGGAGAACUGUCAAUUGCACAAGGAUAAAUCCUUGCACUGAUGGAACAUUCACCUUAGUGCUGCAUUGACUACAACCCAUUAUAGUGAAUGAUUUAAUAGUUUGCUUUCCCCUGCUAAAAAUAAUAGUUAUUUCAAGUAACAAAAUGCCCAGUGUAGCGUCAACUAUAAACUGCAACUGUUGAAUUCUCUCAUUCCUUGUAAUGCCGGAUUGGGAUGAAGCUAAAAUGAUGGUGUUUAGGCCAUGGUUGCAAAGCUGAAUACUGUGUGUCUUACUCAAUAGCUAGCUUGUGAAUUGUUGGGACAAGUAAAGAGAGGGUGAUGCUGGGUCUCUCUCUCUCCCCCCCCCUCACCAUUUACCUCUCCUAAGGAUCCACAAACUAGUACAGUGGUACCUCCGGUUGCGGAUGGGAUCCGUUCCGGAACUCCGGUCAGAUCCUGAGGUUUCUGCAACCAGAGGGACUGCUUCUGUGCAUGCACGCGUGGCGAAACCCGGAAAAAUACUUCCAGGUUCGUUGCAUAUGUAUCCUGAAGGAUACGUAACCCGAGGUGAACAUAAGUAGAGGUACCACUGUAAUCAAUAUUUUGAUGCAUCACACACACACAGCUUUGCAACCAUGGGCUAAGAGUCUAGUCACACCACUGGAGGAAGCAGCAACAAAGCUAAUCUGGUGAUGAAUCAAAAAUCUCAACAUCCUGGCUCAGAUAGCAUCAGGGCUUUUUUCCCCAGCCGGAACUCACCAGAACUCAGUUCCAGCACCUCUCAGGUGGGCACCAUUGCCUUUCAAAGAGAAUGAAGAAGGUGCUUGUGGUGUGUUCUGGCACCUCUUUUUCUAGAAAAAUGGCACUAGAUAGCAUAUUGAUGCAUAACAAAGGAGUAAAAAAAGCCACCCUUGUAACUUUUGCCUCAUGCAGUCGUGAAAGAAAUUUUGUAAGAUUUAUGCAAGGUGUCUAUUGUGUUCAUUUUUUUCUGGAGUAGCUCCCCUAAGAACUCUGCAUGGAAUUACCUCUGUUGCCAUCCUGGAAACAAUUAUGCCCCUUCCUGCCCCUUUUCACAGAUACUAGUUUUGGGGAAACAGACAGACCUGCUCUUAGAGAAGGGAGAAAUUGUGGAGGAGAGGGUCAAUUCGAGUGGAGCCUGCUUGGCAGCUUUUUAUCUAAGCAACAAAAAGGGGUAGGGGGUCAGCUCUCCUACAAUUUUAUAAUCUUAUUUUUAUGUGGACUUUUGUGUUACUUUAUUGUUUAUGAUCAUUAUUUGCUUUCAGUUAGAUUAUCCCCAGACACUGCUAAACUCCAUAUCCCUAAAGGAAUAAUAAAACAAGGGAAAAAAGAAUACUAUUACCCUGGAGAUGAAGUUAUUAUUGAGUGCUAUGCUGGCUAUUUUUUGAAAGGAUCAUCUAGGAUUAAAUACAUUGGUGGAAAAAAAUGGUUGCCUAAUAUUCCACGUUGUUAUCUGAGUAAGUAUUAAUCCUUGUGAAAAUGUAACAUGCCAAAUAUUUUUCCAUUGAUAUGAGACUGCCUUCUUUUAAAUAUAUGCUUUCAUAGAGGUACAGAAUCUAUAGACAGUUUAUCUCACAGUAGUGCAUCAAAAUUUAAAGGAUUAGCUUGGCCCUCUUUGUGGUCACUUCAGAGUCUCCUCUACUACUUGAUAUAAUGAUCUAGGAAGAAGGUUAUUUAUUCUGAGAGACUGGAGAAUACAUUUCUUUCACCAUUCCCUCAUAGGUGAACCUACACCAUCACGUCCCUGCCCAACUAGCUUUUUUACUUUUUUGUGAUACUUUUUUUAUUGAAAAGCAAACAAAACAAAACAAAAACAAAAUUAGUCAUUGGUUUUAAUCCUUAUGGCCAGUUACAUACAAGUAUAUUUUCAUCAUAUAAACAUGUAUUGAAGAAGAUGGCCAAUGAACCUCUCCAGAAGGAGCUGUGAGAUACCGUAGGUUUGAGCACUUCUGUUUGGGAGCUAGUAAAAGAAAUAAACUGAAAACAAUCUGUUUCAAGCAUGUCGUUUGUAGUUUCCCUUCUAGCUAGCUAACACUUGUAUGAUCUUGUCCAUUAGCGCCAGAUGCCACACUCUGUCACACCAUUUACGAAAUGAACAGCCUUCUGUGUCCUUCUACACAUGCACAGUAGUCAGAAGAUUACAAACAAGUGACUUAGAUAACAGAUAUUUGUUUCACCUUUGAAAAAGAGAAAGCAAAGCUAUGCCUGUGAGAUAGCUCAUUUGGUAGAACAUACUGUAAGACUCUUAAUCUCAGGAUUGCGGGUUUGAGCCCCACAUUGGGCAAAAAGAUUCCUGCAUUGCAGAGGGUUGGACUAGAUGACCCUUGUGGCCCCUUCCAAGUCUUUAAUUCUAUGGAUCUAAGACCCGCUUUCAUUUCAACCUUCUAGUGUAGCAGUUCAGAUAUGGUCAUGAACACAAAUCACCAAAAACUUGUACCUUUGAGCGCUCACACCAAAGAUGCAUUAAGGUCUCCAAUAUUUGGUUACCUCUCCAAUAUACAGGUGGAAUGGAGUUGUCAGUGUAAUGUAGGCAUACUGGAGUCCAGUGCCAUCUAUGAAUAAGUUUCAGUGUUGAUUCUUUAAUUUUAGUGGGAAUAGUUUUAAAAAGAGGUGUGUGCCCAUUCACCCUCUGUGAUACUCACGUUGAGAUCUGAUUCCUAGAGUGAUUUAUCUACCAUGUUUAAACUGAAAAAUAAAGUGGUCUCUUCCAACUCUAUGAUUCUAAGUAUUUUAUAUGUAUCUGUUGCUAUCCCCUUCACAUUUCUAGAACCAAUUCCACACAGCUUCUUAAAACAGACUAAGGUAUUUUGGUGCAUCAUGAGUUUAAAACCAUUGUUUUAUUAUUACAUUUAUUUCCUACCUUUCCUCUAAGCAGCUUGAGGAUGUGAGUAUAGCUCUGUUUUCAUGAAAUGUGAGGAUUUGUAAGUACUUAUUUUUAAAAUGAGACUUGCAGCUUUAGUAUUGUAAAAGGAAAUUCUAACCCUAGCAAAAAGGGGAAAAAGAAAAAAGAGAUUUGGAAUUAAAGAGUCAAAUAAAGUCAAUGAUUAUUCUUUUAAACCUGUAUGGUUUCUAGAUUAGUAUAGGAGAAAGUUUAAAAUGGCCAAGUCAUAUAUGAGAGUACGUGCAGUAAGCGAAGCAUAUCAACCAGUUGUGAUAUGAAAUCCACCUUGAGCUGCAGUACUUUCUUAUGAGACUGCCAGUCUGAAUGAGUAGACUUUCGAGAAAUAGUCUUACAAUGUUCUUUUCUGAGAAGUUUGCUUAUUAGAACCAUUUCCCCUUCUUUUCUAGGUAUUUUCCUGAGAGUACUUAUAGCUGGUAUGUAAUUUAUUGAAAAUGAAUGGGAGAAACAGGAAGAUGUAUUAAACAUAUUUAAAUACCAGUGCUUUGUACAAUUUCAGAUGCUUUUUACCAAUAGCAAAAAAUACUGGGUCAGAGAUAAGCAUUUUGAAGUUUCACUUUUUGGAGAGAGUUAAGUCCAUGCUUAAUUCUCCUUAUUAAAUUAAGUCCCCUGGUUUUCAAAAGGGAAAAUUAAGCAUGGAUUAAAAAUCAGCUCAUGCCCCUAGAAGUUUCUCCCAUAUUUUUCUUUGCUAGACAGGAUUUACUUUUUGUUGAAUUGACUCUGAACAUUGUGCACACCAUUGGUGCUUUGUAAAUUUUCCACAUUUUAUCAGUUUAGCACUGGUGCUCAAAUAUUUGCUCAUCAAUUGAUGAAUCUCAUCCUUGGGUCCAAAAUCUACAAGUACAUUGUCUCUCUCUCUCACACACACACACACACACACACGGUAUUUACUGGUAAUAAUUUAAAAUGAUUUCUGGUACUAAAUAGCAGUUUAGGCAGUGAAUCACCAACCUUUACUCCAUCAUACUAAUUUGUGUUUUUUUGUCUUGGAGUAACUUAUGAUCACCUAAUGACAAAUCAUUGCAUUUUAUUGUUAACAUUCAAGAGGUAUUAUUAUGCUUUGAGUAACAUUUGAAGGACAUUUUCAAAACUGGUUUUGAAUUACGCAUGAGUUUUCUUGGCCUCUCAUGAGCCUUUUUUAAUAGGAUAGUAUGGUGUAUUUUUCUUGUGUGUGUGUUUUUUUUCCUUUUAGGGUGCCUAUUACCUGUAUUGAUUGUUGGAACCAAAAUGGUUUAUCAGAAUUUUUACUUAAAAAGGUAAAACAUCUCUUAUUACUAAACUCUUCUUUUAUUUUCUGUUUUCUGUUUCUAAAUUUUUAUUGAAUUUUCAAUUUUACAUCUCAAAACAAAAAUUUUCAUACUAUUUUAUCUCCAAUGACUUCCCUCCUCCUUCCAUGGUUCAUUUUGCUUGUCUAUCAUUCCUGCACAUUUUACUUUAACCAUUUUAAUCAGUUCUCCACUCUUACAUCACUCAAAUAUUCAUUACACUGUUGAAUUUAUCUUAAUGUUGCCACUGUUUUCAGCUGUAUACAAUUACUUCCAUAUACUCAAUAAAUAUUUUCCACUCUUCUUUGAAUACAUGUUCUUCUUGCUCUCUUACUCUAUGUGUUAAACCUGCUAGUUCUGUGUAUUCUAACAUCUUAAGUUGCCAAUCCUCCUUGCCUGGGACCUCUGUCGCUUUCUAUUUUGGGGCUAACAAAACUUAAGCCGCCAUUGUUGCAUACAUUAAUUUUUUCUGGCACUUAGGAAUUUCUGUCUGAACUAUUCCCAACAGGAAGGACUCUGAUCUUUGUGGGGAAAGUUAUUUUAAACAUUUUUUCAACUCACUGUAGAUCAUCUCCCAAUAUUAUUUUACCUUUUUACAUGUCCACCACAUAUGAAAAAAUGUUCCCUCCAUUUCUUUACAUUUCCAGAACAUAUCUGAUUCUGCUCUAUACAUCUUAAUCAAGCUGUUCGGAGUUACAGUGAGGGGGGAAAGUAUUUGAUCCCCUGCUAAAUUUUCCCAUUUGCCCUCUGACGAAGAAAUGACCAGUCCAUAAUUUUAAUGGUAGGUUUAUUGUAGCUGUGAGAGACAGAAUAACAACAGGAAAACCCCAAAAAGGGAAGAUAGCUCAUCUCUCCUAUGCUACCCUUGUGUAUCUAAGAUGACUGGGCAGCAGUCCAGUGCCUUUAAGGGAAGCCCACCAUCCCAUACUGUACAGUCUCAUGUUGUGGCCUUCCUAGAAGCCCACAACCUUUUCUUAUGACACAAUACACACAAUCAAUUCCUUAAAGGACGCAGCUUUCAAGAUCUAAUAAUAGAUAUUGAACUGGUUCCACCUUCUAUACAGGUUCGACAUAAAGAGACAUCUUGCUGGAUGCCAUACUUGCUUUUUGAUUACAAUUUCAUGUUUUCCAACACAUGUGGUCAUGCUCCAGAUUUAUACUUGUGUACUGCAUUAUAUAUUGGACUAAGAUUAAGCCAAUUCAGAAACAGCAAUUAGUUCAAUCUGGGGCUGCAAAAUUGCUAACUGGGAUUAAGUGUUGUGGUCAUAUUAUGGUAGUGUUUCACAAACUGCAUUACCUCCAGAUUCAAUUGCUAGUACUUAUUUUAAAGCCUUUCAUGGCUUCUGUUAAAGCUUGUUGUCUCCAGAUACCUGAAACAUUAUGUCUGCCUGUCCAUAUGCUAACAGCUCCAGCAGAGCCCCAUCACUGGGUCUUGAGAUCUAAUAGUGAAAAAACAAUCUACUGGCUCUUGUGAUUAACUGUGCAAUCCUGUACAUGUCUACUCAGAAGUAAAUCCCAUUGAGUCCAAUGGGACCUGCUCUUAGAUAAAUGGGCAGGGGGUUACAGUGAAAAGAAGGCCUUGUGCAUCCACAAAGCACUUCCAUGAGGGAGAAGGAAGCCUAUUUUCUGUAAUUACUUUUCAAAGAUAAAUGCAGCAUCUUUUAAAAUUAAAAAUAGUAUUCUGUCUGCAACGAUAUUGUGGUUUUUAUAUUAUGGUGUGGUGGAUUGGGUUGGUUUUGGUUCCAAUCCAUUCCCACCAAUUUAUAUAGAAUGAUAUAGGUUUUGCACCUUGUUUGGUACCUUGCUGCAGUUUUGGUCGCCUCACAGUAGAGAUAUACUUCCAUACAGAUGACCCCCCUGAGACAUGGAACAAGUAUAUAGGUGGAGAUCUCCAUUGAGCCUAGAGAGGUGGAGAUGCCUAGAUUGGUUAGCUGAAAGAGUGGGUUGACCAUACUUCCAUUCUCUGACAGGGCAAGAACAGAGAGCAGAGAGAUGCAGCAGAGCACAACAGCUACCAAAGAACUUAGUUUGCUGCCAAAGAGUAAAGUAGCACUGGCCAGUCCUAACCUACUCAGCAAUGACCUUCCAAGUGAAACAUCCAAGAGGAUAGCAGUACAAGGAAAAUUGGGCCAUCCCCGCAGCUUUAGAAGCAAAUCAGUGUACUAGGUAGACUCAGCUUAUUUCUGCCCUUUCUUUUCCUUCCCUUUCUUUUACCUUUAAUACCCCUAUCACCCUUUACUUAUGUGUUAAAUGAGAGGCAGUAUUCUGUUUAGGGUGGUCAGCAAAGGCCACCGCAUCAUCAGUAUUAGUAGGCUUCCAUAGUGCUGCAUCCCAUAAUAACUGUGUAUGGCUCCCUCAUCUCUAUGAACUCAGCAUAUGGUCUCUGGAAGAUAUGUGCUCCUACAUAUAUAUUAUUAAUGAGAAAAAGCAAUAAAGGGACAUAAGAUGCAACAGCACAUUCAAAAACUGCAAGAUACUGAAUUUAGGGCCAUAUUUAUCUUAAAAAUCAAAUAAUAAUUGUAUCUGUGAUCUGAUCUACUUCCCAUCUUUUAACAUGUGUCUGAAUUUAAAUUGUGUUAAAGCUAAAAUUCUUUUUGCUAAUCUUUAGCUAAUGCUGCAUUUCCGCACUCACAUUCAGUAAAUAAACGUGCAAAGAAAUACAGGUACCUCGCCGGUUACAUUCCUGAGUACCACAUGUAUAUAUCAAAUGACGUAUAGUGGGGAACACCAUAUAAAAAGCCUGUAAACACCCUCUAGACUCCACCACAAUCGCUCCUUCCUAACCUCCUUUCUCAAACUCCAGCUCUCUGCAAGCCUCAAAGGUUGGUGCAAAGGCACCUGGGAUUGCUAGCCAUCUCCCCACUCUUUCUUGCACCAUUUUUGCACUUUUCCCACUCUUUUCUAGCUGUUUCUGCCCUUUUUGCAGUUUAAAUCUUUUUAUUUAAUUAUUUCCUGGCAUUGCAUGUAUAUGUGGUUGGGCAUGAUGAAAUGUGCAUAAAUAGGGUGAUGCUUGUAUGGUAUGACAGUUCACACAGUAAACUGCAAUGUCCCACAAACCUGUGCCUAUAAUAUACACAGUUACAGGAAAGUGCCUAUUUCAGAUUCCACUUUUCAACAUUUUAGUAAUGAAUGUGAAAAUUCUAUAAACAUAACUAUAAGUUAAAGAGUAGAUAUCUGCUUCAAGUAGAAGAACAUGGGCCAGACUAAAACCUAUAUGCAGAUGCUUAUUAGCACAGUCCCAACAGCUACUUCAGAAGGGGAUUAUUGAGAACAAAGAAGAGUGCUCCUUUGCUCACCACUGCUCUGAUUUAAAAUGGCCCUCAAAAUAUGUGCUGGGGCCAAAGAUACGUUGCAGAGAAGCAAAAGGCUUAAGCAGUCUUCUCUGAAAAGCUGAAAUGGGUUGCUAACAUGGUGCCCUUCAGAUUGUUGGACUACAUCUACUGUCAUUUAUGACCAGGGAUGGCCUAUCCCAUUUCACCACAUGGGACAAAAACAGAAAGUGCUUUUCUGUGCCCCCUGCCACCCCCUCCCCACUUCUGCUGCACACUGUAAUGCUCCCACCCCCGCUCGUGCUGAACUAAUUCUACAAAGCUUUGUCGCUUUUCUUCUCCAGGGGUGAGGAAGAAAAGUGGUGAAGCGACACACCAGAAUGCCCUCCACUAGCUCCAAACUCAGCAAAAGUGGGAGCAAGUCUGCAAGGGCUUGAUGCUUGUCUUCUCUGUCCCAGGGACUGGGGAGAGAAGCUGCAAUGCAGCAUGCUGGAGUGCUCCCGACAAGGGCUGUUCUGCCAGUGUUGGGACACCACCUCUUGUGCUUCUUCCACCUGACACAGCCACUUCACCCUGCCUCAUGGGCAGGCUAGCUCUGUUUAUGACUACUGCCUGUGCUGCCUGUGACUUAUGGAAGCUCUAGUCCAACAACAUCAGGAGGGCACUAUGUUGGAUUCUCCUGAUCUAAAACAAUAAGAUUUCACUGUAAAUUAUGUUUCAGUUCUCCUAUAAAUUACUAUAAAUGACAUCAUAUGUGCUUACUGUAUUCAUAUUUUGAAGUUGAAGUUCCUCCAAAGAACUCACUUCGCCAUCUUGGCCUCGCAACAGCCCUGGGAGAUAGCUGAAAAACAGGUGCUUGCCCAAAUCUGCCAAAUGAUCUUCAUUGGUAAGCAAGAAAAUAUUUCUAGAUACUGGAAAAUUUACCAAUUCCUGGCAAACGUCCAACCUCAAUUAAAUAUUUUUGAUACUUUAAUUCACCUGAUACUUAAAAUGAGGAACUACUUCACAAAAAUGUUUCAUAAAAUUGAAAGAUUUGUGUUCUUUGCUUACAGUCCUAGAUAGGGACAGAAGAACUUUAUUUGUGGUUCAAACUGAGAUCCAUUAAGUGUGGCAUUUUGUUGUUAGAAGCAGCCAGCUCACAACCACAGUUUUAGAAUGGUAGGCAUCCCUGAUUGCUUGUCCUCAGCAUCUGUACUUAAGAGUUCUUCGUAGUCUCUAUACAGUCCAUUGUGUGGGUUCUGUGCCCAGAGCAGUAUUAGAGCAGAUGCCUUUCAGAUGCUUUGGACUGCAAGUCCCUAUUCCAUGACUCUUGGUUGUGCUGGCUAGGGCUGAUCAGAGUUGGCAUCAAAGAGUCAGGAGGAGACCAGUUUGGGGAAAAGUUGGGCUCUUAAAAACAUUUUGGUAGGUCUGCUUCCAUUCCACAUGAUGUAUUCUGAAGCAGUAUGCCCCCAUCCCCCUCAGUUCCUGCAGUGGUUGCAUCUUUGAAACAUCAUCACCCUUCCUCCAUUACUCUUUAUAAAAAGCCACUUUAUUCUGUUUUAUUUUCUCUUCUCUCUAUACAGUACUUUCCCUUUAAAAUUUGUAUUUUAUUUCAUCUCUAGGAUCUCUCUAGACCAAUACUAUCUUUCUAGAAAAAAAGGUGCUGGAAUUUACCACGAACACCUCCCUUGUUCUCUUAGAAUGGCAAUGGCACCCACGUGAGAGGUUCCAGAACUGAGUUCUGUCGAGUUCUACCUAUAAAAAGCUCUGCUCUAGACUAUCUGAGACAUCUUAGUGCUCCUCCAGAACCUGCCCCCUUUUAAUUUUGUAAAUAUUUUUUUGCCAUGCACGUAAAGCUGAAUGCACACAAGUUGCUGGCUUACUGUGUAUGCCCACACAGAUGUUGUAGUUGUCUGGCUGUUUUAAAUGACAGGCAAAUCAUAAUGGGUUUUGUUGAUGUUCAGCUGCUUCUUUCAAAGACUUUGCAUUUUAGAAAGUUACAAACGUCACUGUAUAAUGAUAUUUCGUAUUUGAGAUUGGUUUUCUUUUCUUUUCAGGCACUUGAUUAAACGAGCACUUCCUAAAAGCUGCAAGGGAUAAAUUGUAAAUUUCUGAAGAUAAUUAUACACUUACAUGAAUCAAAGACUUUAAAGUUGAAUUUGUAUUAUAUAUUAAGAAAUAAAGCAUAUACAUGAAUAUAAGAUCAUAAA